Molecule: messenger RNA, 2324 nt
Organism: Dichomitus squalens LYAD-421 SS1
Lineage: Eukaryota; Fungi; Basidiomycota; Agaricomycetes; Polyporales; Polyporaceae
Product: Adaptor protein complex beta subunit
Exons: 10
Coding region: 63-2237 (724 amino acids)
Biological process (GO): intracellular protein transport; vesicle-mediated transport
Cellular component (GO): membrane coat
Molecular function (GO): clathrin binding
Source: RefSeq, a predicted model, not a curated record
CUCCCUCAUACUGGCUCAUCACCCCGCACGGCGACCGGGAACGUAGUGACAAUUUUUGCAAGAUGAGCGGACAAGGCGGUCAAGAUGCCAAAUUCUUCCAGCGGGGCAAGAUCCAGGAAUUCCGCGCGGAACUAGAGGCGGCGGAGUCCAAGGACAAGAAGUUCACCAAGCGGAAGACUGUGCUCAAGAAGAUUGUCGCGAAUAUAACGAUGGGUAAUGAUAUGUCUCCUCUAUUCACGGAUGUGGUACAAUCCUUGGGUACUCCGCUCCUGGAAAUCAAGAAGAUGGUGUACCUAUUCCUCGUGUGCUAUGGUCGGCAGAAGGCAGACCAAUUACACCUUGUGAUUCCCCAUUUCUUGCAGGAUUGCAAUGACCGCAACCCUCUAGUCCGCGCCCUCGCCAUCCGGACUAUGUCGUAUAUACCCACACCCAUCGUCAUCGAGGCAUUGACGGAACAGUUGAGGCACUGUCUUAAGGAUCGCGACCCCUACGUCCGAAAGACCGCUGCUAUCUGCGUGGCAAAGCUUUACACCGCUGACCCGCGAAAGGCUGAGAAGGGUGGUUUCGUUGAGAUGCUGCGAGACCUACUAUUGGAUUCAAACGCAACUGUGGUGGCGAAUGCGGUCGCAGCACUGUCCGAAAUAGGAGACCGACAAGAUGGUGUCAUCUUCAAGCUCAAUCUGACAGUUGCUAACAAGCUUCUGACCGCGCUGGGUGAAAGCUCAGAGUGGGGCACCAUCUACAUCCUGGAUUCGCUUCUGCGAUACAUCCCUGAGCGGCAUAUCGAUGCGGAGAUGAUGGCGGAGCGUGUCAUUGUGCAACUCAACCACGCAAAUUCUGCUGUGGUACUCACGGCCAUCAAGGUCCUACUGUACCUCAUGAACUACAUGGAGAACCGGAAGCUUAUGGAGUACAUCUGCAAGAAAAUGGGACCUCCGCUAGUGACACUACUAAGCUCGGGCCCUGAGGUCCAAUACGUCGCUUUGCGGAACAUCCUUCUCAUCAUUCAGCGCAGACCAUCCGUGCUGAAGAAUGACGUGAAGGUGUUCUUCUGCAAAUACAAUGACCCAAUAUACGUCAAGCUUGCAAAGCUCGAGAUCAUGUACCGCUUGGCCCGCGAGGAGAAUGCCAAAGAGGUCCUCGCGGAGCUUCAGGAGUACGCCUCGGAGGUGGACGUCGACUUCGUCCGCAAAGCCGUACGGUCAAUAGGUCGACUGGCAAUCAAAGUCCAGGAAGCGGCCGACUCGUGUAUACAAGCGCUGUUGGACCUGAUGGACACCAAGGUGUCGUACGUGGUGCAGGAGGCAGUCAUCGUCAUCAAAGAUGUCUUCCGACGAUACCCAGGGAAAUACGAGGGCAUCAUUCCCAAGCUGUGCGAACAUCUUGAUCUCCUCGAUGAGCCAGAGUCCAAGGCCGCAGUGAUCUGGAUCAUCGGACAGUUCGCCAAUCGCAUCGAGAACGCCGACGAACUUAUGGAUGAUCUCACGUACACGUUCCUCGAAGAGCCAACGGAAGUGCAAUUGGCGUUGCUGACGGCUGCGGUCAAAUUGUUCAUCUACAAGGCGCAUUCGGACACUACCAAGGCGCUCGUGCACAAAGUGCUGAAGUGGGCGACGGAGGAUGUCGACAAUCCGGAUCUUCGUGAUCGUGGGUUUAUGUACUGGCGCAUGCUUGCCAUCAAUCCUGCAGUGGCCGGUGAGAUUGUCCUUGCCGAGAAGCCCGCGAUCACCACGGAUGCGGAUCGGAUGGACAGAGGAGCACUGGACCAGCUACUUCUGCACACUGGGACACUGGGUAGCAUCUACCACAAGAAUCCGGAGACAUUCAUCCGCAAUGCCACUGGCAGAGCUCUGGCUGAUAGCCCCGCACUGAACCCCCUCUCACGACAAGUCCUGGUUCCCGCAUCUCGUCCCAACCUCCCUCUUCCGGCCAUCGUCGUGCCAGGCCCGGGCCCCCAGGAGAUCUCUCAGAGCAACGGCACGAACGGGAGCCUCGUGGCAACAGGAGACCCCCCAGAGCCUACCAGAAACGGCUCGACUGGGGACGUGGCCAGACGCCGGUCACAAGAGAGUCCGAGCAACGAAGGCGACGGUGACGAUGACGAUGACGACGAGGCUCCUGUCUCCUCAAGGCCUGCUGGGGGAGACCCGUACGCGGGCUUGGACAGUGCGUUUGGCGGGAGUUACGUCGCCGACGAGCCGCGUCCGCAGAACCAGGACCUGUUGGACUUGAUAUGAUCCGGACAAUGAUGAUGUGCAGGUGCUUGUAUAUUAUGCUUUGGAUGUAAUGUAUCGUUGCGUUGAUGUGUUGGGCCGGAGGAUGCC